GUACUGCUGGUUGUUCGGGGACAAGAUUCUACCGCUGAUAACGUUUGCCUAUACCACUUCAUUUGUAAUUUAUAUUUAUCUUUCACUUUAAACAAUAACUGGAGUGUCGGUAGGAUGUACUGAUUUGUCGUCUGUACGCGCUCGGCACGGUACUGGAUAUUUACCUGUCGUAACGAUUGGGUAGUGUGACAAUUGGACAGGGUCUAAAAUAGAAAGAAAUAAAAAAAUAAUAAUUAGAGACAGCAUAGAAUAAUAUAUACCAACAAAAUAAAUAUUAUUCUUUUUUAAUUUUUGCUGAAGCUGUAAGAUCAAUAAUUUUCUGUGGGUUUAAUGAUCCGUUCGUUAUAAAGCUAUUUAUAUCUGGAGACUUGAAUAAGAAUUAUUGACGUCUGCAAGCACGGAAAGCAGUUCAGAGAAAUUGACAGAAUUCUGAUCUGAAAAAAAAAAACGGAGAAGAAAUGGAACGCUUGAUUGCUGUCGUCUGCGUUUUGUUAGCUGCGUUUGUUUCAGAAGUAUUCUCAAGUGCAGGAAAUGUCUGGACGUAUAGAGGAUCUCUCGGUCCGGAUCACUGGCAUUUAGACUAUCCACAUUGCGGAGGAGUGAAACAGUCUCCAAUCAGUGUCGUUACAAAUGACGUCAUCAUCGAUAUGGAAAGGCUAACCCCCAUUGUGUUCCGUGGCUAUGAUGUGGUAUCGAAUAUAAAUUAUACCGUGGAAAAUAACGGUCAUACAGUUCAAGUGGAUCUGAAUGAAAAGAACUCUGAGAUUAGUGGUGGCGGUCUACCAGGAACCUUUGUGGCGGAACAGUUCCACUUUCACUGGGGUGCUACAGACGAAAGAGGUUCUGAACAUGAUGUUAAUGGGGUCCACUUUCCGAUGGAGAUGCACCUUGUUCACUUCAACAAGAAGUACGGCAACAUGUCUAACGCUAUGGACAAGGAUGAUGGUCUAGCGGUACUGGGCUUCUUCUUCAAGAUUGGACGACAUAACCGACACUUUGAGGAGAUUAUAGACCAUUUUAAUCAAAUCAAGUACAAAAACAGUGAGGUGGAGAUUCAGUCAAUACCACUGGUUCAGUUGAUGCCGGCUCAAUUGUCAAGGUUCUACAGAUACGAAGGCAGUCUGACCACGCCCCCAUGUUACGAGAGUGUCACGUGGACAUUAUUCAAUGAGACCAUCGAAAUUGCCGAAGAACAGCUUCAAGAUUUCCGAACAACUAUAUUCGAAAACGAAGAAAGCGAAGCUGAUUUAUCUAUUGACAUAUCCGACGACUACCGACCUGUUCAGUGCAUGUUUCGGCGCCGUGUCUAUGCAAGUCAUCCAUCUCUGAAGUUCAAUUUGGAGUACGAUAUUAGGGCCGAGGAAGUAAAGGACAAUGCAGGAAGCUACGCACAACCAUUGACAACUUUAGUUCUAUAUUGCAUUGCUUUGUUGAUAUGUUUCUUCUCUGUUAAUUAAUUACUUUAUUUGUAUUACUUUUGCAUUAUUUUUUAGUCUGGAUACAUAUACUAACUAUUCAUAUACAACUCGAGCUCACCAUGUGUUAAGUGUUUUUUUUUAUUAUUUGCAAAAUGUGUCUUUUCAAAAACAUACAUUUUAUGAUAUAAACUUACAUAUUACUUUUA
Molecule: messenger RNA, 1624 nt
Organism: Mercenaria mercenaria
Lineage: Eukaryota; Metazoa; Mollusca; Bivalvia; Venerida; Veneridae
Product: carbonic anhydrase-like
Exons: 8
Coding region: 459-1457 (332 amino acids)
Cellular component (GO): plasma membrane
Molecular function (GO): carbonate dehydratase activity; zinc ion binding
Source: RefSeq, a predicted model, not a curated record